This is a messenger RNA of Oxyura jamaicensis (ruddy duck), 4642 nucleotides long. RefSeq names its product RNA binding motif protein X-linked (gene RBMX). Gene Ontology annotation, cellular component: spliceosomal complex. Gene Ontology annotation, biological process: positive regulation of mRNA splicing, via spliceosome. Lineage: Eukaryota; Metazoa; Chordata; Aves; Anseriformes; Anatidae. Gene Ontology annotation, molecular function: RNA binding. The transcript has 10 exons. Bases 141 to 1298 code for a protein of 385 amino acids. The record is from RefSeq and is a predicted model, not a curated record.
CCGACCCCCCCCGGGCGCCGCGUGCAUCCGGGGCCCCGGCCGGCCGGUGACGUCAGCGCUAUAAAGGCCUGCAGCGCCUUUGUUCGCCCUCAUUGCGCAGUUGCGGCACGGCGGGAACGGGGGUCGUUCGUGGCAUCAAAAUGGUUGAAGCAGAUCGUCCUGGAAAACUGUUCAUCGGGGGCCUGAACACAGAGACAAAUGAAAAAGCCCUUGAGGCUGUAUUUGGCAAAUAUGGACGCAUUGUGGAAGUCCUCUUGAUGAAAGAUCGUGAAACCAACAAGUCCAGAGGGUUUGCAUUUGUAACGUUCGAGAGUCCAGCAGAUGCAAAAGAUGCUGCCAGAGACAUGAAUGGAAAGUCAUUAGAUGGGAAAGCAAUUAAAGUGGAACAAGCAACCAAGCCCUCCUUUGAAAGUGGUGGUAGGCGUGGGCCACCACCCCCUCCACGAAGCAGAGGUCCUCCCAGGGGCCUUAGAGGUGGAAGAGGCGGAAGUGGCGCAAGAGGACCACCUUCAAGAGGGAGUCACUUGGGGUCUUCUCGAGGACCACUUCCCAUGAAGAGAGGUCCACCUCCACGAAGUGGAGGCCCUCCACCUAAAAGAUCUGCACCUUCAGGACCAGUGCGUAGCAGUAGUAUGGGAGGAAGAGCUCCUGUGUCACGUGGAAGAGACAGUUAUGGUGGUCCUCCACGCAGAGAACCAAUGCCAUCACGAAGAGAUGUCUACAUGUCUCCAAGAGAUGAUGGCUACAGCACUAAAGACGGUUACUCAAGCAGAGAUUAUCCCAGUUCCAGGGAUACAAGGGACUAUGCGCCACCUCCACGGGACUAUGCAUAUCGUGAUUAUGGUCAUUCCAGUUCACGUGAUGAAUACCCCUCGAGGGGCUAUAGUCUUUCCUCUUACAGUGAUCGUGACGGAUACGGUGGUGGGCGUGACAGAGACUACUCAGAUCAUCCAAGCGGAGGAUCCUACAGAGAUUCAUAUGAGAGUUAUGGUAACUCACGUAGUGCUCCACCUGCACGAGGGCCCCCGCCAUCUUAUGGUGGAAGCAGUCGAUAUGAUGAUUACGGCAGCACACGUGAUGGAUAUGGAAGCCGAGAAAGUUACUCAAGCAGCAGAAGUGAUGUCUACUCAAGUGGCCGUGAUCGUGUUGGAAGACAAGACAGGGGUCUUCCCCCAUCCAUGGAAAGGGGCUAUCCACCGCCUCGUGAUUCAUACAGUAGUUCAAGCCGCGGAGCACCCAGAGGUGGUGGCCGUGGCGGAAGCAGAUCUGACAGAGGUGGAGGCAGAAGCAGAUACUAAAAACACUCUUAAAUUUUUUGGACCAAGAUAAAUAAUCUCGCAAACAAAGAAAAGUGGAAGUUGUUCUAUCUUUACUACCAGAGGACUACUAAAAGGAAAAGUUGUUUUUACCUUUUUUUAUUGUUGCCUGUUAAGUUUUCCCCUCCAUGACUUUUAUGCUUUUGUGAAGAAAAGUUAAACCAAUGUUUAAUUUCAUUUCAAAAUUGUUAACAUUUCUUUCAAAAGGCAGAUGUUAAAUGUAUAAAAGUUGAGCUGUGUACUAGUGUUGUAAUUUUCAAAGUAAAGUUUCCCUGAAAUGCCACACUUCCCAUCUGACUUUCCUCAUGAAUGGAAUAAGCAGUUCUUACGAUCUUCUACACAACAUCUAACCAUCUAGGAUGGAGCUGGAUUGUUCUACACAUUCAGCGUCUCAUUCUUAAAGUAUUGAUUGUGAUGUGGAGGGUGGUGGGGAUGUUCCACACAAAGUUCAGUUUUGUCUAGAAUUUGAAGUCGGUGUUCCCAGUUCAAAAUGCCUUCAGAUCGUUGUGUAAAGAAAAUAGAGGAUAUCAUUCAAUUAACCUGAAUGAGAAAGCAAGUGGAUAAUACUAUAUUUUUUGCCUUCCUACUGUUUCAUGGGGAAUUUAAAAAGAUGUCCCCUCCAAAUGAACCAUGUACUUGUAAGUCAGCUACAGAAUACUGUAUAAAAAAAAGUAAAAAAUAAAAAGUUUGACCAAUUCCAUCAAAGAAGCUGCAAAACAAUGCUUACUCAUACUGUUUCAAAUUUUUGCAACUGUGUAGUGUUUCACUUUUAAAGGAACAUCUUUGAUUCCAAAGGAGAAAAUAAGAUAAGCAAGGAAGUCUUUCUCUCCACUUCUCAAAGGCUUAUGGCUUCAUAAAAACAAGUGAAACUUUCAGCAUUCCACAGCUGAUUUAAAGCAUCAAAUGCCUGUGAAACAGCAAAGAUGGUAAGCAAAGCAAACUAGUUUUUCAGUCUAAGUCAAAAUUGAAUCAAGUUGUCUUCCUCUAGUACAGUAAGACAAGCUGCACGUCAUGGCAAUGGAAGUGCUGUCUAGAUUAAAAAAAAAAAAAAAAGAAACGAAAAACUUCAAUGCAUUAGAAGUUCUCCAAAUUCAACAUUUCUUCUUGGAUAAAAGCAUUUAUGGCACUGAUUUUGAAACUAAAGAUGUGAGAAUGCAGCUCGCUAUAGAGAAAAUACUGUGAAGUAGGGUUGGGAGGGGAUGUUUUGUGCCCAGUAUCUUUCAGUGAAGAUGCUUAAACAGGCUGCAUAUACUAUUUUAAAAAUAAAAGCCUUGUGAAAUCAGGAAUUGGUUUAGAUUGAGAAAUACCAUCUCGGCUAUUGGGAGUUUGAAGCAAGCCAUUGCAAACUUGACCUUUAGUUGGAUGCCUGACUCUUUAGUUUGACACUACGUUACAGGGAUAUCUAGCACAUGUGGCAGAACCUGUGGCAAGUUAUGACUCAGGUAAAGCCACGAAGUUCAAAAGAUGCUCUUGAAUGUAAUAGACAUGAAGACCUCCAACUAAAAACAAAACAAAAGCAUUGUGCUACUGUUUAGUCCUCAGUAAAUUUUGUCGUUCAACUUAUGGAUUUAACAUGGCAGUGCACCAUUGAAAAGGAAUGAGAAUCCAUAAGCCAUGCAACCUAUCACUAAGUCAUUCCAGUCCAUUCCAAGCCAGUGAAUCUUCCACCAUUUAGAAGAGAAGUAGUAAAACUUGCAAGAGACUAAUCUGCAAACCCAAGCUUGUGACUUGAAAUGGGGGGAAGCGCUGUAGGUUGACUUGCACCAUAAAAUGUACUCUUCUCAGUUUGUUGUAUCUUACUUUGAUUGCAGGGUGAUAAUUUCUAGAAGAUGCCGCUGAAGUAACGCUGGUUCAUCUGUGGAUGGCAGACAUGAAUGGUGCCUGUACUAAUAGAACAGAUUAGAAGAAGGCAGUGCAGCAGUGGAUAUGCUUGAAAAAUCGAAGGAUAGCAUAAAGCAGCUGAUAACACUUGUCUUUUGAGCAUGGUCUUACCCACCAUGUUGCUUUAGAGGGUUGGGUUACCAUUCAGGGAAUUGCCUAGUGCUACUAAUCUCUGGGAUACAAAACCUGUUCAGACAGGUGGAAAUCAGUUAUUGUCUCUUGCAGCUAACAUCUUCCAAGAGUCUCAGUGUAGAUGCAUCAGUAGAUUGUGCAGCAUAAAAAUAAUCCAGGUUAUUUACGUGCAGUGUUUUCCCUCUCUGAUGAAAAAUAGUCAGUUAUAUGAAAGUAAAUUGUAGUCACCUAAAUUGCAAAGGACUAAAUUGCUGGAAAUUCUACCUCACAAAGAAACCAUCAGAAGUUUUACGGUAUUCUUACAUUAACAGAUUUAUAAUUAUCCAAGCCUUCUGGAUUAAAGUAAAAAAGUGUUGAUGUACUGAGAUGAUGUUAGUGAUAAAUCUCGAGAACGAUCUGUUUUUAUGUGUACUAGGUUCUUCCAGAACUCCACCCAGGAGUGCAUCUCUUAACAGGUGUAGAAUUUGAUAAAAAUUAUGUUUUCUUCAGAAUAUUUUCUUGGUUUUGAUGCAUUUUAGUCCUAAAUAUGUGUUGAUGUGCCAAUGUAUGUGAAAGUAAUCAUCAGGCAUUGGUAUGUCAUACAGAAAACUAACUUUGUAUUGACAGAAUUACUUAGUUGUGGCUAAUACAGUUUACAGUAUUUCAACAGUAGACAAACUUCUCACUUAAACAGUUCUGUUACUAAUGAGUAGCUAAGGCAGAAAAAGUAUUUAUACCCUUUCAAGGCAUUUAAAUCCAUCUUAUUUUUUUGGUAUAAGAGUAUCACUAAACUUCAGUUACAGACUGCGGACUCUAGGAGUAAGCAUGCCUGUAUAUAGCAAAUAGGAAUAAUAGCAGUGUUUUCCAGGGCUAAUAAAUAUGCAGUUAAAUAAACGCAUUAUGUGUUUGUUCUUAAGCCACGUUACUCAGCUACACGUGCAUAGUAGAAAUGUUUACCAACAAGUACUUCAUAGUGGUGGUGUACUGUUAAGAAGUGGUCUGUGGUCUCAGAGAGCAUACCUUACUUGGAAAAGAAAUAGUCAUACUCUGUAAUAGUAAGAAGGCUUCUUUUUCAGCACUAGCUUAUAAUCUGAGUACUGCUGUUCAGGCUAAACCAGAUUCUAACUGAAAGCUAAUGCCAGUGUAUGAGUUGUAUGAGAAAAGAUUAAUAUGUACUGGAAAUGUUACAUAAUUCACGUCAUUGGUGUAUUCUCAUUAGCUCAUGCGCUGUGUUUCAGACUACAUCAUUGAAAAGCAGUGGCUUAAAUGUAAAGCAUUGUUGGGUGUUUUCUUCUAUGCCAAAGAGUUACAUAAAAGUGACUUGUGUACAAACA